UGGUCUGCUUGGUGAGUUUCGUGCUUAACAAGUAACAAUUCACUGUGUACAUUCCUCUUAUUUUUAUCAUACCAAAAAGUCUUCCCAGAGGAGCAUAAUUUGCAUAGCUUUCGAAAAUGGAUGAUGAAGAGUUGUCCUCCUUGGUUCAAGCAGCUGAACAGCUUGCCUCUCAGCUUGACGAUGGAAGUCUGGGUGAACUUCCUAGAGUUGAACGCAAUUUGCGGCAAAUUAUGGAAGCAAGCAACCAGCUUUGGAUAAGAACAUCUCAAAGUGGAGGUCAAGAAAGUCAAGGCGCUGCAUUGUUGGGAUCGGUUGGAUUAGAUCUUCCUCGUGUAGCCCACAAAUUGGAUGUCCUGAGCACCAUUUCAAACUUUGAGCCUCUGGAGCCUAUACGUGAAACAGAUAUUAAGGGUUUCUUGAAGAAUGAACGAGAAAAUGCUAUAUUAGCUGUGAUUGAGGAGACUCGGCGAAUGAGUUUUAAUCAUGCCCAACAAAUGUACUGGGAUUCAGUAAAAAGUGAAUGGGAGAAAGAAAAGCAGCAAAUUUUGAGUGCCCUAACUGAGUCUAGUGAUGAAUUGUUGGACAUUUCCCUUCCAAUUGCUGAAAUGACUUCUGGAGGAAUGCUCCCAAUUUCCUCAAAAAGUGUUUUGGACUUCCAAGAAAUGGCAUAUGUCAAAGCAGUCAUGGAAUACAAUGAUCAGACUUUGAAGGGAGGCAUCAAACCUAGCUUAGCUGAAAAAUUUGCACAAACUGCCCAAGCUUUUAACGAUCAAAACGUCUCUGACAUAUGGGAUAUGGUACGAAUGAUGGUCGAUGUGCCAGUCAAAAUCAGUGGUGACAAUAUCUUGAAAUCUCGAGGAAGUGCUUUAAUGCAAAGAGCCUUUAUGAAUCAAGGUCGUCGUUAUCUUGAAGAUCGAUACAAAUCCUAUAUUCGUCAGACUGUGUACAGCAAUUUAGGAGCGGCCAAAUUGGGAGGAAUCCCAGGAACGUUUCCUCUUGUGCGGAGUUUUGUUUCUGCACGCCAAAUUUCGCGUACAACAGGGUUAGAAGAUGGAUUUGUCGAUGGUGAACCUGUUUGGCCACUGAUUUACUACUGCCUGCGCUGUGGAGACGUCAGUGCCGCUUUACAGGCAUCCAAACAAGCGGGGGCUAUUGUUGCAGAAUUCACGAGACUUUUGGAAGAAUUAAUCCAAAGUGGUGAUCGCAAUCUAAGCCCCAGUAUGGAAACCAAUGCAAAAUUGAUGUAUAAAAAAAUAAUUCGUACAUCGACGGACCCCUACAAACGUGCUUCUUAUUGUGUCGUGGCUGCUUGUGAUGUCAAUGAUGACCACACUGAAGUAGCGCAAUCAACAGAUGAUUACUUGUGGAUUAAACUUUGUCAACUUAAAGAAGAUGAGCUGGCUGGGCAUGACUCAUCUCACGAGCGUGUUACCUACUCUCAAUUUCAAUCACUUGUUUUGGAAGAAUAUGGUGAACGUCAUUUCAAAGCUUACCAGGAACCUUUUCUUUAUUUUGAAGUUCUUUUCCUCACUGGACAAUUCGAAGCCGCUAUUGAUUUUUUCGCUCGCAUUGAAAGACUUCGUUGUCAUUCACUUCACGUGGCUCUGGCGUUAUUUGAAAGUCAAUUUUUGGCUCUACCAAGUAACGUUCAGUCACCACUGAUUUCCAAGGAGCAAACAGACAAACCACCGUUGAGACGACUAAAUAUUGCACGCCUUGUUAUGCUUUAUACCCGCAAGUUUGAAGCCACUGAUCCCAAAGAGGCACUGCACUAUUUCUACUUUUUAAGAGGGAUUAAAGGUUCUAAAGGAGACUCUCUUUUCACUGCUUGCGUAAGUGAGCUUGUCCUUGAAUCGCGAAACUUUGACUUAUUACUUGGUCGACUCGAGGUAGAUGGAACCCGAACUCAAGGAUUUUUGAACCAUUUCAAAGGAACGCAGGUUGACACACAAAAGAUCAUCGAGUUGGUGGCGAGAGAUUCUGAGACUAAGGGAUUGCAUGAAGAUGCCGUUCACCUUUAUGAGCUAGCAAAAGACGAUGCAAAAGUUAUAGAACUACUUUGCCGACUCUUGAGCAGCUCUAUCUCUCAACCAGCUGCUAUUGAAUCGGAAAGUUGGAGGGUGCAGAAUAGGGCUCUAGCCUUCGCCCAGCGAUUAAAAGCCUCUGGAUCACUGUUGCCUAAUAUUGCAGCAACUUUCUUCCUUCUUCUUGAUCUCGGUAUAUUUUUCUCUCUGUAUCACGAAGAGAAAUAUCACGAAGCUUUUGAAACAAUCGCCAAACUAAGACUCAUUCCUCUAUCUCCCGAUGAAGUUGAGUCUCGGGUAUCAAAUUUCCGGAACUUAAGCGAUGAUAUCCGUCGGAAUAUUCCAGAUGUUUUGUUAGCGACAAUGAAUAUUCUACACAAAAAAUACAAGCAAUCAAAGGCACCCAGGGGAUUUGUUCAAACUCGAAGAGAUGAUGGAGAUACUGAUGAGUUUAUGGACCAGAUUAGGAAACAGGCACGUGCUUUAACUACGUUCAUUGGAAUGAUCCCCUACCGAAUGCCAGGUGACACUCACGCAAGAUUGGUUCAUUUACAGUCAAUGAUGAUUUGAAAGAAUAGAGCUCGAGCUCAUAAGAGUGGUAAUAGAUUUUUAAUAAAAAAGGCGAGUUCUGUUGGCCUUGGCCCAACUAAUAAAAUCUGCGAAAAACCCAUUUUCUGUAAUACACUUUGCCAUUUCCCAUGA
Daphnia pulicaria is the source of this 2726-nucleotide messenger RNA. RefSeq names its product nuclear pore complex protein Nup93-like. Gene Ontology annotation, biological process: poly(A)+ mRNA export from nucleus; protein import into nucleus. The record is from RefSeq and is a predicted model, not a curated record. Gene Ontology annotation, molecular function: structural constituent of nuclear pore. Gene Ontology annotation, cellular component: nuclear pore. The transcript is spliced from 15 exons. The coding region runs from base 117 to 2594 and encodes 825 amino acids. Lineage: Eukaryota; Metazoa; Arthropoda; Branchiopoda; Diplostraca; Daphniidae.